AUGGAAGGCACCAAAGAGAACCUUGAAAAGGGUGACCAAGCAUUGGACCAAAUGAAAAAGUGGACAGGAGUGUGUCUAACGUGGUCGUAUUUGGGUGAGGCAAUGGGAAGUGAAGAAGAGAGGGUUCUUGAGAACCAACUCGAACUUCAAUUGCAAGAGCAAAGGGAUUCCCUCUCUGCUAUCGAUCAAGCUAUCCUCUCUGAUCCAACCAACCCUGAGCUUCUCGCGGUUCAUCAGGAGCUUGUCCAGGCAAUUAAGGAUGCAGAAGAAGGACUUUUUCACCUAAAACGGGCACGAUUGUUACAGGAAGCAGAUGCAGUGCUGCAUAACACUAAUAUUUUUACUGAGGGGGAGAAAGUGGAACUCCUUGAUCCCACAGAUGUUGAACCAGAGCCAUUGGAGGAAAACUGCCAUUCUGUUGGAUCUAAAUGUAGAUUCCGUUACAAAGAUGGGCGCUGGUACAAUGGGCAAGUUGUGCAGUUGGAUAAUUCAGUGGCAAAAGUUUCAUUCCUUACUCCUACAUCUGAAAAUAUGCUGAAGAAAAGGCAAAUGGUAAGAGCGAGGUCGAUUCUAUUUGUUUUGGGAGGGAUAGAUGGUGCGGUCCAAGGUUGCAUUGGUAGACAUAAGAGUGGAGGCGUUGGAGUGCGAGCUCCAAGAGAUGAGGGUAGAAGGACGAAAUUAGAUGUAAAAUUGCGCAAAUGUUUGAGAACCAUCAACAAAGAUGAAAGGAGAGAUUGCCUCAACGAAAGUGCAGAGGAAGCCAAGAAUGAGGUUGCACACCCUCGUGCUCAAUAUUGCAGUGGAGUGGGGGCAAUCAUGUGUGAUGACAUCAUAUCGAUGAUUGAGAAUAAACCCAAUGUAGGGGGUGUGGAUAGUAUAAAACUAGAAUUGGGGAAAAGAUUGAUGCAGGAGAAGUUGAGGGGAUUGAGCAGGAAGGGGUUGUUCUUCAAGUGUGGAGAAAGUGAAUUAGAGAAAAGGGAGAAAAAAGUAGAAGAGGUGAAAGUGCUGCAACUAUCCUUGAAAAGCACUCAAGAGGAACUAGGAUUGGAGUUGUAUACAACUCUAAAACACACUGUGGAGGUAGGAAAUAGGGAUCAACUGGUGCAAAAAAGGUGCUGCAAGGCAUUGAAGUUGCAGGUCCAAGGCAUUGAACUGGAACAAAAUUUUUUUGAUAACCUUAGGAGGUUUGGAGGUGGUAUUAGGGAUGGAGUGGUUAUCUGCGAGGGUAUUGAUGCAAAUAUGAGUGAGAAGGUCGUGAAGGGGCCUAACAGAUUUGCCAAAGUAUAUUCUAGAAGGCCUAAACAAGGGAUGUGCAAGUUCUUUUUACAACAAAGAUGUCGAUUUGGUAGUAACUGUCGCCUAUCACAUGGAGUUGAUGUUCACUUGUCCGCUCUUAAGAAAUUUGUCCCUACAAUAUGGAAGCAGUCCCUUGUCGGGUCAAGCAUAUGGGCAGUCUCAACUGCAAAAGCAGGUACUUGGAGAGAAGCUGAGCUCGAGUCCUGGGACGAAAAGGCUGGAGUUGGACAAGUUGUUUUCCGAGAUGAUGGGAGUUCUGUGAAACUUGGUGCAGAAGAAAUGGCAUUGUCUGAGCAUGCAGAAGUGAGUGACUCAGAGAGUGAUUCCAGCUUACAGGAAUCUGAGUCCAGUGACUACGAGGAGGAUGAGGAAUCACAAGGUUUAGGAUUUCUGGAGAGUACCAAACAACAGAGAGGAGUUCAAACCGAAACUGCAAAAUUUGCGACAUGGGAAAACCACACUAGAGGCAUAGCUUCCAAAAUGAUGGCUAGUAUGGGGUACAUUGAAGGAAAGGGUCUAGGAGUAACGGGUCAGGGAAUGCUGAACCCCAUACCAGUGAAGGUCUUACCACCAAAGCAGUCUUUAGAUCAUGCACUCGAGUCUCAUAAAAUGGAAGAGAACCAAGAGAAGCAAUGCAAGAAGAAACGGAGCCGAGGUGGCAAAAGAAAACGCGACAAGAAAUUUGCAGAAGCAAAUCGUGCAGCAAAAGAGGAAGAGGAGUCGACAUCAGAUGUCUUUGCAUUGAUAAACAAUCAGCUGUCAAUGCACAACGAUGCUUUCGGUGGUGGAUCAAUGAAGAAGCAGCAAAGUAAAGGUUCUGAGGAAGGUAAAAAGGUGGAUAGACGGGCAUUGGUUGCUUAUGAGGAAGAGGUGAAGGAUUUGAAGAUGAGAGUUGAAAAGCUUGAGCAAAUUGUGAAUGCCAAUAAGAAAGAGAAGGCUGUGUAUGAAGCUGCCAUGAGAAAAUUAAAUGAAACCCGCAAGGCCUUGGCUGAUGCUGAAGCAGUUCAUGCCUCUGCCUCAAAUGCAGUUGUUAGCAAAGAAAAAGAAAAGAGAUGGCUCAAGUUUUAG
Messenger RNA from Sphenostylis stenocarpa, 2364 nucleotides. NCBI's taxonomy places the organism in Eukaryota, Viridiplantae, Streptophyta, Magnoliopsida, Fabales, Fabaceae. The record is from the annotation of a GenBank genome assembly.